This is a messenger RNA of Thrips palmi, 845 nucleotides long. RefSeq names its product superoxide dismutase [Cu-Zn]-like. The coding region runs from base 186 to 650 and encodes 154 amino acids. The record is from RefSeq and is a predicted model, not a curated record. The transcript has 4 exons. Gene Ontology annotation, biological process: removal of superoxide radicals. NCBI's taxonomy places the organism in Eukaryota, Metazoa, Arthropoda, Insecta, Thysanoptera, Thripidae. Gene Ontology annotation, molecular function: copper ion binding; superoxide dismutase activity.
AAAAAAACUCGUCCAAUGUCACACUCGUUCAAGGCCAUUGUUUAGAACCGGGUUUUGGGUCGUAGUUCACUGCUUGCACUUGCUGUCUGGGGCGUAGCAGCACCGUGAAGACACCGGCGUGACUCAGCCAGUUGCGUGCUUUACUUUCCUUGGAUUAUCCAUCAAGUAAAACCCUUCCUUUCAAGAUGCCCGUCAAAGCCGUCUGCGUCCUCAUCGGCGAAACCGUCAAGGGAACGGUUAACUUCGAGCAAAGUGAUGCCGGAUCGCCUGUGCAGGUGACUGGCCAGCUCGCUGGUCUUUCCAAAGGACUCCACGGCUUCCAUGUGCAUGAAUUCGGUGAUAACACCAAUGGUUGCACCAGUGCCGGCCCACAUUUCAACCCUCAGGGAAAGGAACAUGGUGCUCCUACUGACGCUGACCGCCAUGCAGGUGACUUAGGAAACGUUGAAGCUGGUGCUGAUGGUGUUGCUAAGAUCCAAAUCUCUGACAAACUCAUCAGCCUGACAGGGCCUAACAGCAUCAUUGGCAGGACUGUCGUUGUUCACGCAGACCCAGAUGACCUUGGCAAGGGAGGCCACGAGCUGAGCAAGACCACAGGAAACGCAGGUGGUCGAUUGGCAUGUGGUGUUAUUGGUCUUGCUAAGAUCUAAGUUGAGUACCUGUUAAACAAAACUUAGAUGUUUUGAAUUUAUUCCUGUGCUUUGUCCUUUAUCUUUAUGAUGAAGAAAUUGUAUCAGAUCAUUCAUUCCAUCAAUCAACUCCGGACUAUAUAAGUAUGUUUUGUUUUUUAAAAAAAGUUGUGUACCUGUAAUUCAAUAAUGGUUUCAAUAAAUGUGUAUGGGAAU